UCUGCACGGUUUUGCCAUCUGGUUCCAGGUGACCUUCCCUGGAGGGGACUCGGAGAAACCUCUGGUGCUGUCCACCUCGCCUUUUCACCCGGCCACGCACUGGAAGCAGGCGCUCCUCUACCUGAAUGAGCCGGUGCCGGUGGAACAAGACACGGACAUUUCUGGAGAGAUCACUCUGCUGCCCUCCCGGGACAACCCCCGACGUCUGCGCGUCCUCUUGCGCUACAAAGUGGGGGACCAGGAGGAAAAGACCAAAGACUUUGCCAUGGAGGACUGAGCCUUGCCUUUUCUCCCACCCACCUUCUUCGGAAGGUCCGAAGAGGAAGGGAGAGUGACUUCAGUCUUCAUUUGAGGACAUUCUUCUGGCAAUGUUUAUUUAAAAAGCACCUUUUGACAUUAUCAACAUGACUAUACAAGAAGAGCAGCAUAUGCCACUGAGUACCACAGGAUCCAAAGAGUGCCGCAGCCUUUGGAAUGAGCACACUUGGGAGGGAUGAAAGCUAGAGGCGUGUGGACACCCAGGCACUGUCUGAUAUGUUAUGUGGAUUGGGACUGGUAACGUGGAGCCCUCAAGGUUCCAGGCCUAGAUUACCAGACCCAAGAGAGAGCAUUAUGGUAAAGUUCACCUACCUCCCUCACAGCUUACAUUCAUUUAACACUGUGGAAACUCCUAUUUUUUCCCAUUUAUUGAGCCAAUGAGCGUAGUUAAAACUACAAUCUAAUAGUCAUUGUGAUAGGUAUUUGGGACUACAAACUAAAAGAAUCUGAACUCUGCCCUCUAAUACAUAACUGCCACUAGAGAAACUAAAAGCCAUGAUGAUAGGAUGGGCUGGUUUUAGUGUCAGAAAGUAUAUAUUUAUUAUUUUACACAUUAAGUAAAAAGGUUUCUAUAGAAAUUGAUUUGCAUAUAUAUAUAUACAUAUAUAUAUAUAUAUAUCUUAUAUGUAUAAAUACUUUAUUGUUUUGUGAGAUGGAAUCACAAGUAGUGCAUCACUGUCCUGCAACUCACAAUGUAACUGACAAUGACUUUGGACUCUUGAUGUUCCUGGCUCCACCUUCCAGAUGCUGGAGUUAACAGCCCUGUACCACUGUGCCCAGCACACACCUAAUUCUUCAAAGUUAGAUCUUAAGCACAGCUCUUUGACUUCCUUAGCCUGAACAACAAUUCACUGUCAUUGAUCCUUCGUAUUUCAGUAGAGAACAGAACACUACAGACCACCAUAAUGGUAACAAAGGUUUAAUUAUUUGAUGAUAAAGGAAAAGUUUAGUGCUAGAAAGACUCAACAGAUGAGUCUAGACCUUCCUGGAUCGUCUGCAGGGUACAACUCCUUGAGUUUGAAAUAGUAGCCACUCACUGGGACAACCCCUAUUUUUAUUUCCCUAACAGUUAAUCAAAGGUAACACUCUGGGGUCCUCAGGAAACUGAAUCCAUGACAGUAGCAAAGGCAAGUGAACUCCUUGUCACGUUGGCUGAGGGGCAGCUGAUAGCUCUCAAGGAGAUACAGAAAAUGGAAUAAGGAGUUGGGGAAGGUAGACAUCAAAGUUGCCUGCUGCAAACAGCUGCCAGCCCUGCUGUUAUCCCCACAGUUUACACCACCCAGUACCUAGGAUAGAUGGUACCUAGGGAGCAUUUGCAAACACAGGCCACAUGCCCCCCAUAUGGUCAUCUAUGUAUGUUUCUCCAUUAAUUUUAUUAACAACAACUACAUAGUGUUUAAGCACUAUAAUAAGUACAUCCUCCUCUGAAACAUCUAGAAUACAAUGGGAACAAUAAAAUGACAUCAGUCAUUCUUGUCCGUCCAUAAGCCUGGAAACCCUUUCCAGUUCUUAGCUCUGCUGAGCCAACUUGGAAAGGCAGUUCUCAUCCUUUAAGCCUCUCCAAGGAUUGAAAAAUCCUCUUCCUACCAAUAGGUAGAUUGUGAACACUAUAACACAGAGGGUAUAGUAAAUGAUUAGCUCUUCCUUGGCUACUAAAACAAAUAAAAUUCUAAGACAAAUCUA
Messenger RNA from Cricetulus griseus (Chinese hamster), 2001 nucleotides. The record is from RefSeq and is a predicted model, not a curated record. Lineage: Eukaryota; Metazoa; Chordata; Mammalia; Rodentia; Cricetidae.